This is a messenger RNA of Hippoglossus stenolepis (Pacific halibut), 4168 nucleotides long. RefSeq names its product tweety family member 3a (gene ttyh3a). Gene Ontology annotation, molecular function: intracellularly calcium-gated chloride channel activity; volume-sensitive chloride channel activity. Bases 439 to 2022 code for a protein of 527 amino acids. NCBI's taxonomy places the organism in Eukaryota, Metazoa, Chordata, Actinopteri, Pleuronectiformes, Pleuronectidae. Gene Ontology annotation, cellular component: plasma membrane. The transcript is spliced from 16 exons. The record is from RefSeq and is a predicted model, not a curated record.
UGCCGGUGAGGUGGGCUGAGCGAGGCCGGGCAGAGCUCACUGCCUGCGGGCUUAACGUCGUGAGCAGCCGCCGCCGCGUUGGUUCCACAGUCUCUCCCCUGCGCUGCACUUGGACCUGGAUGAAGGUUUAACUCGGAGCGGCGUCUUUGAGCUGCGGACGUGGACCGAGACUCUGCAGCACACGGACUGAGGGAUUACAUGCUAACAAACAAAGAAACUCAAAACAGGAUGUAAACGUAAACAAACCUCGGAGAGAGCUGCAGAAUGUCCGGAGGAACAAAAGAGACUUCUGCUUGUACGAGCCGCGGCGGACACAACUAACCAGCGGCUACACCGGCUAACGUUAGCGGAGUUAAUGCUAACUACACCCCGACAGACUUUAUGAGGUGGACUCUCCCGCAUCCUUUGCUUGUAAAGUCUCAUUGACACUCACUCGUCAUGGCUGCAGUGGUCAGCUACUCUCCACCAUGGUGGGUGAAACUGCUCCACAGGCUUCCACAUUUCAACCUCAGGUUCGAGCAAACCAGCGGCGAUUUCCAACCGGACGACUGGACAUAUCAACAGUCCAUCCUGUUAUUGGGAGGUGUGGCGCUCGCCUGUCUGGCCCUGGACCUCCUGUUUCUGCUCUUCUACUCCAUCUGGCUGUGCUGCCGGCGAAACAGAAAUGUUGAGCAGCCCAAGGCAGACUGCUGCUGCACGGCCUGGUGUGUUAUCAUCGCAACACUUGUCUGCAGCGCUGGCAUUGCUGUCGGUUUCUAUGGGAACGGCGAGACUUGUGAUGGAGUGAAUCGGCUGACGUAUUCCCUGCGCCAUGCUAACCGCACAAUCGUUGGAGUGCAGAAGCUGGUAUAUGACAGUACAUCCUCAUUGAACCAAACCGUAGAAGACAAUCUGCAGCAGCUUGAGGGCCAGUAUGCGGGGCACGCGGACUACCUGUCCAUCGUCCAAAAGCUGCAAGGCCAGCUGGACGAGCUGGUGAAACAGAUGGUGGAGAUUCCCUUCUGGGACAACACUAACAUCUCCUUGGAGGAGCUGGCCGUCAACAUUGAGCUGUAUGAUUGGUACAGGUGGCUGGGCUACAUAAGCCUGCUACUGUUCGACGUCCUCAUCUGCCUCCUGGUGCUGUUUGGCCUCAUUCGCAACUCCAAGGGAACGCUUAUAGGGGUGUGCUUGUUUGGCGUAGUGGCUCUGGUUAUCAGCUGGGUCUCCUUGGGGAUGGAAUUAGCCGUCUCGGCGACCUCGAGUGACUUCUGUGUCGCUCCUGACACGUAUGUCACAAAAGUGGCCGACCAGUACAAGGUCGUCAAUAAAGAAAUCCUGCAGUACUACCUUAGUUGCAAUCUGGAAAAGAACAAUCCAUUCCAGCAGAAGCUCUCAGGCAGUCACAAAGCAUUAGUGGAGAUGCAGGACGAUGUGUCCGAGCUGCUGCGCUCCGCCACCGGAGAAUACAAACAAACUAAGGAAAGUUUGGACCAGAUUCAGGGGAUACUGAACACCACGGAGAUCAGCCUACAUCAGCUCACUGCACUGGUGGACUGUCGCAGCCUGCACAUGGACUAUGUCCAGGCCAUGACAGGUCUGUGUUACGACGGACUGGAAGGCCUCAUCUACCUCGUGCUCUUCUCCUUCGUCACUGCUCUCAUGUUCAGCUCGAUUGUUUGCAGUGUGCCUCACACCUGGCGGACCAAGAGGAGCGAGGACGACAGUGAGGAUGAGUCUCCGAGCCACGGAGGGAGGCAGAACCAUGAUAACCUGUACCGGGUCCACAUGCCCAGCCUGUACAGCUGUGGCAGCAGCUAUGGCAGUGAGACCUCCAUCCCUGCGGCCGCCCACACCGUCAGCAACGCACCUGUAACAGAGUACAUGGCUCAGAACGCCAGCUUCCAGAACUCUCGCUGUGAAAACACGCCUCUGAUUGGACGAGAGUCUCCUCCCCCCACGUUGUAUUUGACUGCCGCCGACAGUAACAGCGGUCACUGCUGGCAGUUAAAGCCUUCGGAGAGUUCAAGAUCGUUUUGGUAACCUCGUCUGCUAUGCUAACAGUACACCUCCAGCAUGCGGGCGAAGUACCUGGCCAACAGCCGACCGGAGCCGACCAACCCUCCAGCGCCCUAGACCACGCUGGACUUUCUGCACUGGCAUCAGUCAGGGUUUUUCUUCUUUUUUUUUUUACUCAGCCGCUCCACCUUCUGUUUUUCCUCCACCGUUAACUCUCUUACUCGACUUGAAACGGAAAACCAAAUGUGCUUUCGCUGAUUGGUUGAAGUGAAAAGUGACGGACGUGACAUCAAAGCUCAUCUCUCCAGUUUCUACCAUCCUACUGGGAUAUUAUCCUCACUCUGAUUUGACGGAGCCUGGACUGACGUUUACACUCCUUUUUUUUUUCUCUUUACAUUAUGACAUUGUACAGCGUCACAUCUAACAAGGCUUUGCCGUGUUGAGGACUCUGGAAGUGCUCACUGACUAACACUGAUUACUAUUAGUUGUUUUUGUAAAGAACUGUACCCCCUGCCCCCCCCUCAGUCGGAGAGGGAGGAAAAUGCCUUACACGUAAUUACGGGAGGAAUCGUUGGAGAUCUUCCCACCUGAGGAGUAGAUAUCGUUUCUUGCAUUAUUACACAUUCAACAAAAUACCGAACUGGCGUAGUUAGAUUAAUUUCACAGCGCAACAUCACGGUUGCUCAGGUUUCGUGGAUCUUAAAAUGCAAAUCUGAUAAUUGCAUUAUUUUCCUGUUUGAUAUCAUAUGUGCACACGGGCUUGUUUUUGGCGUUUCGUCUUAAAUCUGACGUCUGGGACCAGUUUUCCUGCGGUAUUGCACGUCGAACACGCAACAAGUCUUUUUGUCUUCUCGGGACACUGUUAUUUCCUGUGGCUUUUCAACAAAAUACAUUUAUAAGCCACUUUUCCAAAGCAGUGACAACACUGUAACUCGUGAAGCUGUGAACUUUGACGCUCUCAGAGGAUUUGAAAAGGACAAAGAUGAAAUGAGUUAAAUAGUGGAGAGAAGUUUUUAUACUACUGGAAGCAGAAUUUUUUCUUUUCUCUUUUUACCGACGAUGGUGAUGCGCUGGAAUACAGAGGAGUGUGUGUGAUGUCUUUCUUCAAUCUUGCUCCAGACUUUUUAAGAUCGUUUUGCGGUGCCCCCUCUUCACCAGACUGCUUGUAAUUCUCAAAAGUUGUAAAGCUCCAUUUCCCUCGACAUGGCCGGGAAGUACAAUCACACAUUCUUGAGUCUGCCUGGUAGAGGAAGCCACUCGUCCCAUCAUUAAGUCUUAAUGCACAUUCUGGUGAAAGUCUGCAUAUUCCAGCUUCUCAAGAAGAGGGAACUCCUGUGCAUUGUCAAUCCAGUGUCUCACAAAUGUGUUUUAGCAUUUAUACGAACAGUAGAAAAACGAAGUGGACGCUGUGAAGGAAUUGCCACGACUCCGCUCUCUCAUAUAAACUGGAAGCUGUUCCUGUUGAAGCAUGACGAUCCUUUACGCGUGGAACGAGAUGUUUGUACCUCCGAUGCUUCAACUCGCUUUUCUCUUCAAUGUGCUUUUGUGACCAGUACAAGAGGUGAUUUUGUAUUUUUUUGAGAUUGUGCCAACAAAUGGAAGCACAACUCUUAAACUCUGAAUAUCUUUAUUUUUUAAAUGUCUUUACUUUAGGCCUGUUUGUAACGAUGACAGCUCCAACGAGAAAACGAGCCUGACUUUUUUUUCUCAUUACAUUUAUGCUCUGUAAGACUUUUACUACACUGAUGCAAUCCUUGUGUUUUUCGUAGUGGUCAUAUUCUAUUUGUUGUUUGUUACUCAAAGCUGUUGUACAGGUCGUGGACAUUUACAAAAUGAAGAAAAACAAAAAAAGUACUGAAAUGGACUUUUCUUUUUAAUUUCUUAAAAAAAAAUAUUUUACAUUUCAAAAAAUGUUUCUAUUUGAUUUGCUCGUAGAUUUUUUUUAUUUCAUUUUAGAAUCUGUAGCAAGCACAAAGUGUUGCUUCAUUAAUGUGAAUAAGGUAAAUAGGUUUCAAUUUUUUCUGUUAAAAAGAAAUCACUAGGGAUGUAAUCAGUUUUUAUUUUUUAUUUUGUACAUCUUGUUUGCUGUCUCUAAAAUGUGUACAUGUAAAACCUGUGGUGAUUCUGAGCUUGAAUGCUGUGUUUUAAAAUUAAACAAACCUUAACUGUA